Messenger RNA from Rosa rugosa (rugosa rose), 564 nucleotides. RefSeq lists its product as uncharacterized. Lineage: Eukaryota; Viridiplantae; Streptophyta; Magnoliopsida; Rosales; Rosaceae. The coding region runs from base 1 to 564 and encodes 187 amino acids. The record is from RefSeq and is a predicted model, not a curated record. The transcript is spliced from 3 exons.
AUGGCUUCAAAUGUAUGCUUCAAAACCCUUGCAGUCCUAGCUCUUUUUCUUGCCGUUUGCGUGCAAGGCACUCGAGGAGGAGUAACAUGUGAAAAUCUGGACCAAGAGAGAUGCGCAUUUGCGGUUUCAUCAUCAGGCAACCGAUGUGUUCUUGAGAAGCAUGUGAGGAGGAGAGGACAAGAAGCAUACACAUGCCGCACAUCAGAAAUUGAAGCAAACGAUAAGUUGAAAGAUUGGACUGAGAGCGAGCUGUGCAUCAAGUCUUGUGGCCUUGACCGCAAAUCUUACGGAAUCUCAUCCGAUUCUCUCCUAGAGUCUGGCUUCACACAAAAGCUUUGCUCUCCUCAGUGCUACGACAGUUGCCCCAACGUUGUUGACCUUUACUUCAAUCUCGCAGCUGGUGAAGGUGUGUUUCUACCAAAGUUAUGUAAAGCGCAAGGACCCAAUGCUCAUAGAGAAAUGUCUGAGAUCCGUAGCUCUGGUUAUGUUGUACCUGGACCAGUAAACCCAGCCAAGUUGAUAGCCGAAGGACCAGUAAACUACAUGAAUUUGGAAGCUACAUAG